This is a messenger RNA of Ceratosolen solmsi marchali, 1361 nucleotides long. It is a transcript of the gene Ipp, whose product is annotated as inositol polyphosphate 1-phosphatase. The record is from RefSeq and is a predicted model, not a curated record. The transcript is spliced from 5 exons. Gene Ontology annotation, molecular function: inositol-1,4-bisphosphate 1-phosphatase activity. The coding region runs from base 232 to 1332 and encodes 366 amino acids. Gene Ontology annotation, biological process: phosphatidylinositol phosphate biosynthetic process. NCBI's taxonomy places the organism in Eukaryota, Metazoa, Arthropoda, Insecta, Hymenoptera, Agaonidae.
ACAAUGAUGCUUGUAAAGUUUAACCUAGUGACCCAUAAGAUCGUAGAUGGCGAUAGAUAAUGUAGAACAGAAAAAAAGUAGCAGAAUAUUUAACAAUCGAUACAUCGUCUAUAUUACGUAUUUGUUAUCGUCGUAUCGUGGCGAGUGGUUUGCGUUUAUCUUGUUUUGACAUUUAUCAAAUCUAUUUGACAAGGAAGAAUUUUUAUAAAGAAAGAAAUAAUAUUUUUUAAAAUGAAGGACGGUAGUCGACUUUUAAGAGUAUUACUAAAAGUAUCUGAAAAAGCAGCAAAUAUUGCACGAAUUUGUAGACAAAACAAGGCAUUAUUUACAUUGCUUAUUCAAGAAAAGUCAGCACAGGAAAAAAAUCCACGAUUUUUUCAAGAUUUUAAGACAUUAGCCGAUGUUCUCAUACAAGAAACAAUUAGACAUGAUAUUGGAUUAGAGUUUCCAGAACUAGCUGAUGCAGUUAAAGGAGAAGAAAACAAUGUUUUUAGUAAUACUUUGGGAGAGACAAUUAUUGUUAAAAUUUGUUCUAGUUCAGAAAAAACUGCUGAACUUCUAAGAAAAGUUUUAGAUGAUGAUCAAACAACUGCAGAAUUACUUUCUGAAGAAGUACAUAAAAAUAUAGUUUUAACCGAUGUUGCAAUUGAUCCAAUAAAUAUUCCUACAGAUUUUGAAACUGAUAUAUCAGACCUUGGAAUAUGGAUUGAUCCAAUUGAUUCAACAGCUGAUUAUAUAAAUGGAGGAGAAGUUAUUGAUAAAAUUACUGGACUACAUAUGAGUGGAUUACGUUGUGUUACUGUACUUAUUGGAGCUUAUUGUCGAAGUUCUGGCCUACCAGUUAUAGGAGUAGUAAAUCAACCAUUUUACUCACAAAUAGAAACUCAGUGGAAAGGUAUGUGUUAUUGGGGAUUUUCUGAUAAUAGUAUAUCUUGCUGCUCAAUUCCUAACAAUGACGAACCACCAAACAAAAUAGUUCUAAUUAGUAGAGUAGAGGAUCCAAGUAUAAAACUUAAAUUAGAAGAAGCUCAAUUUAAGACUGUGGAAGUUGCAGGAGCAGGUUACAAGCUUAUAAGUGUUGCUUUGGGCCAAGCUGCUGCUUAUGUACUUUCUAAGAGUUCAACUUAUCGAUGGGAUAUAUGUGCUCCUCAUUGCAUAUUAAAAUCUCAAGGUGGUAGUAUUUUAGAUUUUAAAAAGUACAUAAAUAAUUCUGAUUGUUAUACUGCUACUAUAAAGUACUCUGGUUUUGACAAUGAAAUUUCUAAUGAUGGAGGUUUGAUUGCUUUCCAAGAUACAAAAACUUUAGAUAUUUUAACAAAUGUCUUAUGUUAAAAAUACUCAUAAGAGAUAUCUACUUAAUA